Messenger RNA from Cebus imitator (Panamanian white-faced capuchin), 2090 nucleotides. RefSeq names its product hepatic and glial cell adhesion molecule (gene HEPACAM). The record is from RefSeq and is a predicted model, not a curated record. The transcript is spliced from 8 exons. Lineage: Eukaryota; Metazoa; Chordata; Mammalia; Primates; Cebidae. The coding region runs from base 563 to 1738 and encodes 391 amino acids.
CCUCCUCAGGGAAAAGGAGUGUGAGGUGGAGACAGGGUAGGUUGGGACACAAGGUCCGAUUAAGUGUGUGUCCCAGCUCAGUGCCCUGACUGAACCCCGAUCCUCAUCUCCCCUGGAAGUGGGGCUCAGCACAGACCAGCAACCAACUGCUGGGCUGUGGGCGCCCCCAUGUUGGAACCUGAGUUGGAGAUUAUCUCCUAAGCAGAUACACUCUUCCAAACUGGGGAUGUAGGGCUUGGAAACUAGAAAAUGCCAGGUCUGAGGGAGAGGAAAGAACAAGUCCAGCAAUACACAGAGCUCUGUGUAUUCAGAGGGAAGUUGGCAGGGUUGUGUUCGGGCAGAGAAACUCCGAGUGGUACAAAGGAGACGUGCCCAGAGUGGAGAAAUCAUGCUAAUUGUCUGCACCAGAGCUGGAGAACGCCACCCAAAAUGAAGAGAGAAAGGGGAGCCCUGUCCAGAGCCUCCAGGGCCCUGCGCCUCGCUCCUUUUGUCUACCUUCUUCUGAUCCAGACAGUCCAUUGUAGUUUCAGAGUAGGCCUGGGAAGAGGAAGGACUCUACUCCAUGAAGUUUUUCAGGGACCAAGCCAAUGGAGCCCUAUCAACUUUGACAUGUGCUUCCAAAGAUCACCCUGAGGUUUAUCUCCAUUUCUUCCAGUACAGCAGUACCAGCAGCGACAAGCCUGUAGUGAAGUGGCAGCUGAAGCGUGACAAGCCAGUAACCGUGGUGCAGUCCAUUGGCACGGAGAUCAUCGGCACCCUGCGGCCUGACUAUCGAGACCGUAUCCGGCUCUUCGAAAAUGGCUCCCUGCUUCUCAGCGACCUGCAGCUGGCUGAUGAAGGCACCUAUGAGGUCGAGAUCUCCAUCACCGAUGACACCUUCACUGGGGAGAAGACCAUCAACCUUACUGUAGAUGUGCCCAUUUCUAGGCCGCAGGUGUUGGUGGCUUCGACCACUGUGCUGGAGCUCAGUGAGGCCUUCACCUUGAACUGCUCUCACGAGAAUGGUACCAAGCCCAGCUACACUUGGCUGAAGGAUGGCAAGCCCCUCCUCAAUGACUCGAGAAUGCUCCUGUCCCCUGACCAAAAGGUGCUCACCAUCACGCGCGUGCUCAUGGAGGACGACGACCUGUACAGCUGCGUGGUGGAGAACCCCAUCAGCCAGGGCCGCAGCCUGCCCAUCAAGAUCACCGUAUACAGAAGAAGCUCCCUUUACAUCAUCUUGUCUACAGGAGGCAUCUUCCUCCUUGUGACCUUGGUGACAGUCUGUGCCUGCUGGAAACCCUCCAAAAGGAAACAGAAGAAGCUAGAGAAGCAAAACUCCCUGGAAUACAUGGAUCAGAAUGAUGACCGCCUGAAACCAGAAGCAGACACCCUCCCUCGAAGUGGUGAGCAGGAACGGAAGAACCCCAUGGCACUCUAUAUCCUGAAGGACAAGGACUCCCCGGAGCCCGAGGAGAGCCCGGCCCCGGAGCCUCGAAGUGCGACAGAGCCCGGCCCGCCCGGCUACUCCGUGUCUCCCGCCGUGCCCGGCCGCUCGCCGGGGCUGCCCAUCCGCUCCGCCCGCCGCUACCCACGCUCCCCAGCGCGCUCCCCCGCCACCGGCCGGACGCACACGUCGCCCCCUAGGGCCCCAAGCUCGCCCGGCCGCUCGCGCAGCGCCUCGCGCACACUGCGGACUGCGGGCGUGCACAUAAUCCGGGAGCAGGAUGAGGCCGGCCCGGUGGAGAUCAGCGCCUGAGCCUCCUCGGGACCCCCUGCGAGGCGCCUGCGGUCUGCGGCCGGCUGCCUUGGGGAGGGCUGGGAAGCCGGGGGACGGUGCGCUCUGGGCGAGGGGAGGUCCCGGCGGGGCGCUGAUGUCUCGGGUGUGGACCUGUGUGAGCAUGCGCAGACGGAGGCGAGUGCGCGGAGGCGGCAGUGCAGAGGUGGUGAAAGCGGCUCGCUAUUGCUUCCGGUUUACUGGCUGUGUUCUCAGUUGGUAUAGGUUGUGCCCUCUUAGAACCACAUAGAUUAUUAAAUUUCCGGUCCAAUACCCGAAAGGGAUUUAUGGAAACUAACAUCAGUAACCUAAUGCCCGUGACUAUCCUGUGCUC